Messenger RNA from Hevea brasiliensis (rubber tree), 626 nucleotides. RefSeq lists its product as uncharacterized. The transcript has a single exon. The coding region runs from base 162 to 503 and encodes 113 amino acids. The record is from RefSeq and is a predicted model, not a curated record. NCBI's taxonomy places the organism in Eukaryota, Viridiplantae, Streptophyta, Magnoliopsida, Malpighiales, Euphorbiaceae.
CACCGCCAGACAAGUUGCCAUAUCGAAAAGUUUUCUUCAAAAAGCUGCCUUUGCCUUGCCUUUCUUCCAACCCAGCUAAUGAAAACCUAGCUAGCUACAAAACCCAAUAGCCAUAUUCAGCGCAAGGAUCAUUUUCCAGGUAUCCAAACAAUAUAAUUACGAUGUGGCUUAGCUUGGCAAGACUGAGGCGAAACAUGCAGAACAUAAGGAAAAGCCCAAGAGUAGCAGAUGAAAGCAUGUUUGGAGGUAGGAAUAUUAAUAAUGGAGCUGAGUACCCAAUCUUUGUUCGCUAUACGGAGAGAGUACCACACAGACGGAGCAGUGGGUUUUCUGCUAUGUUUAGGAUUGUUCUUGCACCAUUAUCGCCUCUUUCUUGCUUCUCGCAACAUCAUCCCAGUACUGGUGGUGAUGGGCUGUGGGUUUCUGGUGGUGAGUUUGCUCAGUUGUCGGAGAUGAAUCAUCUUAUGGUAAAUGAUAGUAUACGCUAUGCAAUCUUGAUGUAGAAACAUGCAUAAUUACAAAAUAUAUAUAUAGCUUUUGUUGGUUUUAGAGGAAAAUAAUGCAAAUUUUGUUCAACUUACGUGCUGCUUGGAAUGGAUAUAUUAAAGAAAAUUAAUGGCCUUCUA